Messenger RNA from Spinacia oleracea (spinach), 750 nucleotides. RefSeq lists its product as uncharacterized. Bases 1 to 750 code for a protein of 249 amino acids. The record is from RefSeq and is a predicted model, not a curated record. NCBI's taxonomy places the organism in Eukaryota, Viridiplantae, Streptophyta, Magnoliopsida, Caryophyllales, Amaranthaceae. The transcript has a single exon.
AUGGGCAAAUAUGUUUGGGCUCUGGCUAUUAAGCAGGAUAAUGUGUGGAUCAAGUGGAUCUCUUCAGUGUAUCUCAAAGAUGGGGAUUGGUGGGAGUAUAAACCUCCAGUUUCUGCAAGUUGGUAUUGGAAGCAAAUCUGUAAAACAAAAGAACAACUGAAGCAUUUCUUCACUCAAUCUGACUUCAGAGGUAUGGCAACCUAUUCUGUGAAGCAGAUUUAUGAAACAAUAAUUGGCACUAAACCUAGAGUACAUUGGGAUAAAGUAGUUUGGAAUAGAUUGAAUAUCCCCAAGCAUAGAUUUAUUAGCUGGCUAGCCAUGCAAUCAAGACUCCAGACCACCUCAAAGAUGGCCAGAAUUGGAGUUAGUCAGUCAGCUAUGUGUUUGAUCUGUGGGCAAGAAGAUGAAACUCAUCAGCAUCUGUUUUUUCAAUGUGUUUAUAGCUGUGAUUGCAUCAGAGCUAUUAAAUCCUGGCUGGGUUUGUCCAUUAAUAUUAACAGCCUAACCAAUUUGAUUAGUCAAAUUGGGCAUAGCAGGUGGUCUAAAUUUAAGAAGCAGGUAUAUUAUGCAGUUUUGAUGGCUGCAGUGUAUCUGAUUUGGCAUUGUAGGAAUACUAGCUUCUGGGAAAACUAUGUUCCUACUGUGAAUCAUACUGUGAACAAGUUGAAGCAAGUGGUGAGAGGUAGAAUUCAUGCUGUCAUGCCUAAGAGUGUUAGCAGAAAAGAUAGUGAGUGGUUCAUGAGCUUGUAA